UAAGUAAAAUAUGGGAUAUGGCUGAUCCACAAUCACGGGGUUCUUUAGAUAAAUCUGGUUUGUUUGUUGCAUUAAAGCUAUGUGCAUUAGCCCAGACAGGAAAGGAUUUGAAUAUGUCUAAUUUAAGCCUUGAAUUGCCACCACCAAAAAUGGGAGAUAUUCCAGUUGUUCCGCAAAAGACUAUCACCAAUGCUCUACCUGUAAUAACAUCUGUUAACAAUGGAGAUUGGUCAAUUAAUCCUACAGAACGAGCAAAAUAUGAUCAGCUUUUUGAUAGUUUACAACCAUCUAAUGGAUAUAUAUCUGGAAAUAAGGUAAAAGGUGUUCUUAUGGAUAGCAAACUUCCUUUGGACACUCUUGGUAAGAUUUGGGACUUAGCAGAUAUGGAUAAAGAUGGUAUGCUGGAUAGACAUGAAUUUGUGGUUGCCAUGCAUCUUGUAUAUAAAGCAUUGGAAAAAUAUGCAAUACCAAGUGUGCUUCCUCCAGAAUUAAUGCCACCUGGUAAACGGAAAGACAUUCCUAAAACUAAAUCUCCUAUAUUAAUGGACAUGGCAAUUGUGACAUCACCAUCAUCGCAAUCAUCAUCUAUUCCACCUUUACAAAAUACAGCUGUAAAGAGCUUGACAGGGUUGGAGGCUGUAAAAACUGCCAAUACUUUUUAUACUACAUAUUCUCAGACAAAUACACAACAAUGGGUAGUUUCGGCUGAGGAUCAAAUAGCUGCAGAGAAAUUAUUUUUACAAGCUGACAUGGAUAGGGAUGGAUUUGUCUCUGGUUUAGAAAUCAAAGAUGUCUUCCUUCAAAGUGGACUUCCACAUCCUGUAUUAGCCCAUAUAUGGAGUUUGUGUGAUAUUUGUCAAAGUGGAAAAUUAAAUAAGGAACAAUUUGCCAUAGCUAUGUGGCUUAUCAAACAAAAACUCAAUGGCAUAGAUCCUCCAGCAAGUUUAACUCCUGAAAUGAUACCGCCUUCUAUACGGAAAGCUGGGGAAACUAUAGUGGAAAACAAUAACAUAUCAGGCUAUUCAAAUCCAGAGUUAGAUAUGAUAAAUAAAGAUAUAGCGGAACUCGUGCGUGAAAGGCAAAGCAUGGAACAGGAUAUAGCACAAAAGGAGGCAGACAUUAAAAUAAAAAACGGGGAAAUUAAAAGUCUUCAAAGCGAAUUAGAUACACUUGCGGCAACAUUGAAACAACUGGGAAAUCAGAAGGGUGAGGCGCAGAAGAGAUUGAAUGACUUGAAAGCGCAGGUUGAUAAACUUCGUCAACAAGCUGAAGAACAAGAAUCAGUACUACGAGCUCAAGAAGAGGAGCUAAAUUUUAAGAGACAAGAGCUUGAAGGAUUGAAACAGGAAGAGCAACAAUUGGAACAGCAACAAAAUAAAAAUAGGGACCAAUUAAAUGAGCUGACGAAAAAGCUACAAGAUACUCAAUUAGAGAUCUGUCAAGCAAAGGCAAAGAUCACUCAUUUGCAGGAACAACAACGUCAGAUGAGCGAUUCUAUUGCACUUUAUGAUUCUGCACUCGCUGCAGGAGAUUUGAAUCUUGUACCUGAUACUAGUCUACAAUUUAUACCUGAAAUUGAAGAUAUAGAGUAUGAGACAACUAAGAAUAUAGAUGAAACCAAGGAAAUGAAACUAGAUGCAAUUGGGACUUUAGAUGGAUUUGGAGAUCAAGAUCCUUUUGCAUCGAAUAAAGCCAAAGAAGCAUUUAAUGCACCAAUAUCUGAUCCAUUUGGAAACGCAUUCUCUGCGCAGCAAUCUAAUAAUGGUUUUACAGCAGAUCCUUUUACUACAUUUGAUAAUACCAAUACAAUGACAAAGCAAGAUCCUUUUGAUCCGUUUGGCAAUGAAAAACGAGUAGAGAACAAAACACCUACAACUGCAACAUUGAAUACGAAAGAUCCAUUUGGAGAAGAUCCUUUUGCAAAUCUUCAUGCUCCUCCUCGUCCGGAAAGUCCUAGUCCUGCUCUUCCACCAAAAAAAGCAAAGCAGCCACCGCCACGACCAGCUCCACCACGACCAAGUCAAGGUCCUACUGGUCCACUGAGAGCAGCGCCAGCACCUCCAACACCUUCACCCACUCCAGAUCCAUUUGCAAACGCAAAUUCGGAUCCAUUUAGUGCUCAGCAAACAACGAUUGAUAACAAUAAUAGCUUUGCAUCUUCUACUGGAUUUGCCGACUUUACCAAUUUCGAUUCCAAGCCAGAACCGACGGCUAAUGAAAUGGCUCCACCAAGACCGACAAGUAAAAUCCACGUAACAAUGGCGCAACCAAAGCUAUCGGAUUUCACAGAGGACCCUUUUCGAGAUUACCGUUAUGAAGAUCCUUUCAAUAUAACGGACCCAUUCGACGAGACGGAGGAUUUAAACGCGAACAAGAGGAAGGGAACGGACAAAACAGAUCCUUUCGGUUUUGACACGAUUUCUGUAUUCUCUGGUAAAAAUACUUCGAUUAAAGUUUUCGAUAACGAUUUCUCAAACGUUUUUUCAUCCGCUAAAGGAAAAGUUGAAAAGAACAACAUGAGCGACACAAACAGUUCAAGCAAGUUCGAUGUCGAUUUUGGGAAAGUGUUUUCCGCCGAUAAUAAAAACGUUCAAAGCAUUGAGGCUGAUUUUUCUCAAGCGUUCACAAACAUCAGAACAAAAACUGUUGAUCUCGAUGAGGCAUUUUCGACUAAGGACACAAAGACCACCGCAAUGCACGAAUUAGAUAUAAUGCACACCUUAAAAUCUAAUAUCAUCUAUAAUGACGAGAAAAUCACAAACAAUUUUGACAAAAUGUGGAACAGUAAUAUAACUAAUUUAUCGGAGGAAGAACAGUUAGCGUGGGCAGAAAAACAAAGUAUAAAAGCGGAAGAGGAGAGACUUAGGCGUAAGGAGAAAGAAGAUGCUGAACUGGCUCUCGCUCUUGAAUUGAGUAAACAAGAAAAGUCGGGAAAUGUUUGAACUUUAAUCGAUGAUGUUAUUUCUUUGCAUUUUCAUAUCACUGUGAACUUGUUAAAUUGCAUGACAAAGUUUUACAUCUCAACAUAACUUUACAUAACAACGGCAUUGCGCAAGCUUACAUUAUUACGCAUUAGCAUCACGUAUAGAAGCGAAAUGUAGAUGCAGGUUAUCAGAUUGACAAUAAUGUCGGAUAUAUAGAUAUUAGAAGUAUUCAAAAGAAAAA
Messenger RNA from Pogonomyrmex barbatus (red harvester ant), 3165 nucleotides. It is a transcript of the gene Eps-15, whose product is annotated as Epidermal growth factor receptor pathway substrate 15. NCBI's taxonomy places the organism in Eukaryota, Metazoa, Arthropoda, Insecta, Hymenoptera, Formicidae. Gene Ontology annotation, molecular function: cadherin binding; calcium ion binding. The record is from RefSeq and is a predicted model, not a curated record. Gene Ontology annotation, cellular component: plasma membrane; clathrin coat of coated pit; cytoplasm. Gene Ontology annotation, biological process: endosomal transport; endocytosis.